Messenger RNA from Serpula lacrymans var. lacrymans S7.9, 298 nucleotides. RefSeq lists its product as uncharacterized. The transcript has 3 exons. The annotation marks the transcript as partial. The record is from RefSeq and is a predicted model, not a curated record. Lineage: Eukaryota; Fungi; Basidiomycota; Agaricomycetes; Boletales; Serpulaceae.
UAAAGGUUUGAAUCGAACAUUCAGCAGACAAUAUUUCCUUUCUGCCACCUACACCUGUUAAACACAACCGUUAGCGCUAGGAUGGAAAGGCUGCGGAUGAAGUUGGCUCAGGACCCGAACGUAUACCCAGAAUACUUCAAGAUUGGUAGAAGCGGGGACAGUAAGCAACAUGGUAGUAGUAGAGACUCGUCUCCCAGCGUUAUUUCAAUCGCAUCUUCCUCUUCCCCUUCAGUCAUGGUAGCUCCUGCCAGUACAGCACGCCCUAUUGUCAUUUCAUCUGAUGACGAAGAUGAAAAUC